AUAACAUAUGUCAGCUCGAGCAGUUCUGUCAUGGCCAACUUUUGUUUAUGUUAUGUUUUCCAUGACGUUUCAAUUUAUUUUAUUUGAUACAAUGGAAUAUCUAUUCCACAUUUCCGUUAUUUCUACUCGCUGUGUACCUAUAAACAUUUAGUCCGAAAUAAACCUGUUAAACCAUAUUUGUUUUUAUAUGACAAUUUUUUAAUAUUUAAAUUGAAUUUAUAGACAAUUUAAAUAAUUAUGUUUCUUUUCAAGAAUAGGAUAUAGGAAUGGUUUAAUAAAAAAAUAUAAAAAUGCUAAGUUUGAUUAUUUUUUGAUGAGCUAUGUGUUCUUGACAACAAUAAUUCUCGACUAUUUAAUGAGUUAAAUUAUGCCCCAUGUAAAAAUGCUUCCCAAAACAUCUAGGAUUGUGGGAUUAUGUUCUGUUGCUAAUUUUAUUAAUGCUGCUGAUAGGGUUAUUAUGCCUAUAGCAAUAGUACCAAUGACAGAUGAAUUUAGAUGGAGUUUACAUUGGCAAGGUUGGAUUCUAUCAGCUUUUGCAUUUGGUUAUUUUACCAGCCAGGUUAUAGGUGCUUGUGCAGCCAACCGAUUUGGUGGAAAAACUGUUUUGCUGUUUGCUGUUUUUCUUUGGUCAGUAUCUACUUCUGUGACACCUCUUCUAGCAACAUCUAUCCAUGCCCUAGUAUUUUGCAGGGUUAUUUUGGGACUUGGGGAAGGCCUAGGACUACCUACUAUUUUCCACAUAUUUGCCCAUAACAUUCCAAUUGAAGAGAGGUCUAGGGCAUUCGGUUAUCUAGUUGCUGCAGGAUCAGUUGGACAAACUGUUGCUUCAGUUAUAUGCCCUCAUCUCGCUUGGCAAACUGGUUUUUAUUUGUUUGGUACUCUUGGUAUUGUUUGGGUUCUUAUUUGGUUAAUGUUCUACAGUGAAAAAAAAAUGUUACAAGACGAAAUACCUUUAUUCAUGCCUAAGGUAACUAAUACCAAUGUGAGAUGGACAGAAUUUUUAAGUCAUUGGGCCCUUUGGGCAAUUUAUUUAGCUCAUUUUGCUAUGAAUUGGUCAAAUUAUAUUAUCAUGCAAUGGCUGCCUACAUAUUUAGCUCGAAAUUUGGGAGCAAACAAGGAAAGCAUUAGCCUUACUGCAGUUCCUUAUAUAAUAAAUUCAUUGGUUGGAAUUCUUGCAGGCCACUUUGCUGAUACAUUAGUUAGUAGAAAAUGGAGUGUUCUUUCAGUUCGAAGAUUAAUGACAAGUAUUGGAUUAUUUGGGCCAGGAAUUUUUUUAUUGGCUUUUUGCACCGUUGAUAAUUUACUUGCAGCUGUUGUGUUUGUUUCAAUAUCUAUGGGUUUAUGUGCAUGCAAUUCAGCAGGUCAUUUGAGCAAUCAUGCUGAUAUAGCUCCAAAUCAUGCUGGUAUUACAUUUGCCAUUUCAAAUACGCUUGCAACAAUACCAGGAAUUUUAUGUGGUCCUUUGACUGCAGAACUUGUUACAACUUCUCAUGGACGAUGGUUUCCGGUGUUUGUUCUGGCAGCAGGCAUCAAUUUUACAUCGGCUGUUAUAUAUUACAGCCAAAGUUCAGCUUCUCAAAUAAUUUGACAUACCUGGCAGGGUUAAAAGGAAGUUUUUAAGAUUUGGAAAAAAUUACUAUUUUUAGACUGAAAAACGCAAUUUAUUGCACAGUGGCCUCACGAUCAAGAAUUGAGUAAUACCAUUUAAAGAAGAAUUUACAAACAUCUUUCAUUAACUUGUGUUUAUGAUACUUGUACAUAUAUAUAUAUAAAUAUUGUUAUUUGAUUAUUAAAUGUUUAUUGAUAUGUUUUGAAUUUACUUAUUAAUUUAUUUACUUAUUUUGCUUUUCUCUAUUUUGUGAAAUAUUAAUUAUUUGCAUUAUAAGAUGAUUUAAAAAAAUUUUUUUUAGUAUAGUUUUAUUUUAAUUUUUUCAGCUAAUGAACAAUAAUACUAUUACUAUAAAAAAAUAAUAAAUAAUAUAAUUAAUAAAGGUCAUAAAUCAUGAACUUGAAAAAAAAUAUCUCUAAAAUAAUAAGGAUAUAUAUUGAUUUGCUAAAAUCGCCCUGCUUACAGACAGACCGGUCGUUAGACCCGUAUGUAAAUAUGUGGGCACUGCCGCACAUCAUACAAGAAGAAGAGCCAGCCAAUCUUGCUCAUGCAGUGGUCAUAUGACCUGUGUUACCGCUCGUAAAAAAAAAAUCCUCGUCUUUCAUCCCAUACUCCUAAAAAAGUUUUAUCAUUAUUGUAUGAUGAGUUAUUUUUAAAAAAUUACAUUGGAGCUUGUAUAAGUUCUAUAUUUUAAAAACUUUUUUAGUAUUUGUUUUAAAUAAAUGGGUCAAGAAAAUUAUAUGGAAAAUGAGAUUAAUUUAAGGUACAAUAUAAGUUUAACAAAGUGUAAAUAGUUUAACUUAUUUCUUCCUAUAAACCAUUAAUGAACCCAACAUUUAAUUUUUGCUUCUCUUUUUUUUUUUUAGGUAUUUAUCUCAAGAUCAUUCACAGAAACAAAUAUAUAUUUUCUCAUUCUCACAUACUAUAAAGGAGGGAGCUCACUUGUCCGCUCCGGAUUUCUCUGGCCCGAUCCGCAUUUAGCCUAAAAACACCCGCUCACUUGUACGGACUGGCUCCACUCCGGAUAAUUUGUUAAAUAUGGUGUCCCCGAGAUGGUGUGAGCUCUAUAAGUACUCUGUCAAAAAGCCUGGGACGAGAAGAGGAUCCCAACUGAUAGGGAACUCCAUUUAUCAACACCCAAAGGGAGUUGUUAGGCUGAACGGGUUGGAGUUUGGUUGCUUUAACAUAGCAAGGGAUAGUUUGAGCCCAUUAUUAUUUCUAAUUUAUAUAGACGAUGUGGUGGCCAUCUGUAAAAGAAGAACAGAAAGGACGUUCCUGGGGAGAGGAAAUCUACGUCCGGUUGUGAUGCAGCUUCUGCUAUAUGCCGAUGAUGUUCUUGUCGCUAAUUCGGCUGAAAAGUUGCAGCAGGAGGUGACUGAAUGGUAUGAGGAACUCUACUGGAAAGGAAUGAAGAUCAAUACCAGCAAAAGUAAGUUACUACAAAUAGAAAUGCAAAAUGAAGAUAUGUAUCUGCACUGCAAUGGAGAGCAAUUAGAAGUAGUCUCAGACUUUACCUACCUAGAAACUGUCAUAGAAAGAGCGGGGAAAUUGGACUUAGAAAUAUCCAACAGAAUAAGCAAAGCAAAUGCAGUCUACUACCAGAUUUGCAACACUGCUGUAGAAAAGCGAGAGGUAGACAAGAACGUCAAGCUCCAUAUAUUUAAAUCUGUGUACCUGCUAAUACUUCUAUAUGGAGCUGAAAGCUGGAUAUUGACAGACAGGCAAGAGAGCAGAGUCACUACUGUUGGAAUGAAGAUUCUGCAGAAAACAGUCGGUAAGACAAUGAGGAACCAAGUUCAUAACGAAAGUAUAAGCCAGGAGCUGGGGAUUGCCUCAUUGAGGUUCUGCAAAUCCACGAAUUGAAAUGGUUUGGCCAUAUGAUUAGGAUGGAGGAAUAUAGGGACCCAUUGAAGAUGAUGGACUACGCUCCGGAUGGCAAAAGACCUCGAGGACGCUUAAAAGUGUCAUAUCUGGAGUACAUUGAUAGGCUCUGCAAAGAUCUCCGUCGAGCCAGGAACCUGGCAAAGACUAGAGCAGAGGUUUGUGAGCUUGGAGACCAGAGUUCCUGGCCGCUCAACCCCUUACGCUGAGAGGCACAAAAGGGAGAAGCUAAAGAAGAAGAAGACUACAAUAAAUCUCCAUUUUCGGAUUACUAAGCAAAAUAACUACGAAUGACAAUAAUUACACAGCUAAUUCAUUCAAUAAAAAUAAUAGCAAUCAAAAUGAGAAAAUAAAUUUUAAGAAAGUUUUUUUACAUUU
Nezara viridula (southern green stink bug) is the source of this 3868-nucleotide messenger RNA. The record is from the annotation of a GenBank genome assembly. NCBI's taxonomy places the organism in Eukaryota, Metazoa, Arthropoda, Insecta, Hemiptera, Pentatomidae.